Molecule: messenger RNA, 2964 nt
Organism: Xyrauchen texanus (razorback sucker)
Lineage: Eukaryota; Metazoa; Chordata; Actinopteri; Cypriniformes; Catostomidae
Product: growth arrest-specific protein 6-like
Exons: 16
Coding region: 341-2341 (666 amino acids)
Cellular component (GO): extracellular region
Molecular function (GO): calcium ion binding
Source: RefSeq, a predicted model, not a curated record
GGCCCCACCCCUGGCAGCAUGAAUGUUCUUCUAAACAUCUCCUUUUGUGUUCCACAGAAGUCGUGCAGGUUUGGAACGUCAAAAGGUAUACUGCAGUGAGGAUCUGCUCCAGCAGAAGAAAGAUCUGCAUUGGGAACUCCCUGCAAAGCGUGCUGCAACUUUCCACCCCGUCGAAUCUGCAGCUCACGUUUGGAGAGAGAGGGAGACGCUGAAGAGCUGAGGGGAAAGAGAGAGAGGAUUGAGUGUGCAGCAGAAAAGCUUGUGUUCGUGAUCUAGGUUGAAUGCAGUUGCUCGUGGGAACGCAUCUGAUCCAGAAAGAGUGAAAGUUUGACGCAGAAACAUGAGAGAGUUUGUGUCGAGCUGCUGCUUGAUCCUGCUAUGUAUCUGUGGCUCCUCGCAGUUGUCCUUGUCGCGGGAGGAGGCGAAUGAUUUCCUCCGCAGACACAGAAGAGCUUACCAGGUGUUUGAGGAGACCAAACAGGGUCAUUUGGAGCGGGAGUGUGUGGAGGAGAUGUGCUCAAAAGAGGAGGCGAGAGAAGUGUUCGAGAAUGACCCGGAGACGGAAUAUUUCUACCCAAAGUAUCUGGUUUGUAUAGAGAAGUUUGGUGACUCUGAGAAGAAGAAACAUGAUCUGAUCACCUGCAUCCACAAUAUUCCAGAUCAGUGUUCUCCCAACCCCUGUUAUCAUUUGGGUACGGUGCGCUGUGAGGACAAGAAAGGCGAGUUCCUGUGUCAUUGCUUCACAGGAUGGACUGGAGUUAGAUGUGACGAAGAUGUAAACGAGUGCAUCAAACAAAACGGAAGAUGUGACUACGAAUGUAAUAACACUGUGGGUAGUUACCACUGCUCCUGUCGUCAAGGAUACAGACUGUCCGGUCACCACACGUGUCUGGAUGUGGACGAGUGUGUGGAAACUCCAGAUGUUUGUGGAACAGCGAGUUGCUUGAACAUCAUUGGGAGCUAUGACUGCCUGUGUGAGGAGGGAUAUGUGUACGACAACAACACCAAGAGCUGUGUAGAUGUGGACGAGUGCGAUUCGCAUGUGUGUGAGGAGGAGUGUGUAAACACUGCGGGCAGUUUCCGCUGCUACUGUGAUGGCCGUCAGGGGAAGAGACUGGGGCCAGAUCAGAGAAACUGCGAGUCCAUUGAGUCAUAUCUGCCACUGGAUAUGAGGAGAAACUCUCGAUCGCUGUAUCUGGGUCGGAUGUUUAGCGGGAUUCCUGUCGUCAGGCUGCGCUUCCGGCGCCGUGUUCAGACUGGCUUCACAGCAGAGUUCGAUCUCCGGACCUUUGACCCGGAGGGUGUGAUCUUCUUUGCUGGUGGUCACCUGAACAGCUCGUGGAUUGUGCUGGUGAUGCAUCAUGGGAAAUUGGAGCUGCAGCUGAAGUAUGGAGCCGUGAGUCGAGUGACCAGCAGUGGAUCAGUGGUGAAUGACGGACAGUGGCAUAAGAUCUCAGUUGAGGAGCAGGGGCGGAGUCUUGUCAUAAAGAUUGACAGGGAGGCGGUGAUGAAGAUCGCAGUGAAUGGAGAUCUGUUCACAUUGAAUAAAGGCAUGCAUGAGCUCAACCUGACUGUGGGCGGAGUUCCCUUCAGAGAGGAGGGGCUUGUCAGUAAGGUUAACCCUCGGUUAGACGGCUGUAUGAAGGAGUGGCGCUGGUUAACCGGUGAAGACACAUCAAUUCAGGAAACCAUUAGACACAAUGAGCGCAUGCAAUGCUACGCCAUUGAAGACCACAGCGCCUUCUACCCUGGACAAGGGUUUGCCUUCUUCAAUCAGAGCCAUGGUGUGUGUUCGGGUUUGGAUGGUUUACGAGGAAAUUGUUUUAGGUUACAAACUGGUGACAAUCAGAUCCUCAGUAUUCAGCUGAAGGUGCGUGCUGCCUCCAGUAUGGGUGUUCUGUUCGCGCUGGUUCGCCAGGACAGCAUCCCGUUUUCCAUCUCUCUCUCUGACUAUCAUCCAGUGACUCUCGAGUGGACAGAGCACGUGCUGGUGUCGUUUGGUGAUGCGAUCGUGUCCAGUGUUGCAGUGAAUUUGUGUGAUUCAAACACACACACAGUCAAUGUGACAGUAUCUGGAAACAGCACAACACUGGAGGUGGACGGUCUGAUCAGUCAGAUGGAGUCUGUGGAGAAUCUGGAUGCUCUGGAUCUGUCCUCAUCAUACAGCACUUUUAUAGGAGGGAUUCCAGAUGUUUCUCUGGUUUCCACUCCUGUCUCUGCGUUCUUCGUCGGCUGCAUGGACGUGCGAGUUAACGGACAGCUGCUGGACGUGGACGAUGCCCAAUAUAAAUACAAUGAAAUCCGCUCCCACUCCUGCCCCCUAGUGAGUGCACUACAAUAACACACGCUCCAGUCUGAGCCCAGAAACAAACUGCCAACUGGACUUGCAAUUGAAACUAAUGCAAAGUGCUUUUGAAUCAAAGGGAUGCUUAAUCCGGAUUCACAAAGGCCUUAACAAGCCACAACACUAAAACACACCACAUACAACCACAAAGACCAAAUAUUAAUCUCAAUCCAUACUCCCAUCCAAAAGCACAACCCGAAGUGCAUACAUUCAUCACAUAGACACUGUAACACUUAUAUUUAUGACACAGAUAUUUACAUUAGAGGAUGAAAACACAAGCUACUGAGAACAAGUGUGUGCUGUAAUAUACUGUAUAUGUAAAUAUGUGAUUAAAAUGCUUUUUAGACGAGAGAAAAUAAACAUCCAACUACCUUUAAGUCCAGAAAUAAAGGCCUUAAAUCAGGCCUCUCGAUGUAGGUGCUUAAAAUCAUCCUUCAUUUUGUUCAGUAUUUUUUUUGUUAAAAUGUUUCUAGUUCCUUGUUCAUUUUUUUUUGUUUGUUUUGUUUUUUUUAAUCUGUAAUGUGCACUGAAAAGAUGUUUUGUAUUUCUUUCAUUUGCGCUCAGUGUGUGUCGAACCAGAGACUGCAAUGCUUAUUGAAAACAAAUAAAGACAGAUGUUA